Messenger RNA from Octopus bimaculoides (California two-spot octopus), 1276 nucleotides. RefSeq lists its product as uncharacterized. Lineage: Eukaryota; Metazoa; Mollusca; Cephalopoda; Octopoda; Octopodidae. Gene Ontology annotation, molecular function: DNA binding; alkylbase DNA N-glycosylase activity. The record is from RefSeq and is a predicted model, not a curated record. Gene Ontology annotation, biological process: base-excision repair.
UCUCUCUUUCUUUCUUUCUCUCUCUCUUGCUCUCUCUCUCCUUCACGCGCGUACGCACAGAUUUGACUUCGCCAUGUCAACAAACUUCAAAAUUGGUAAAAGUUUAUCGAUUUUUACAGCUAUACGCGGGUGCCUCUGUGAAAAAAAGUUGACAAAAACACAGAUAGGGUCAUGAACAAUGUCCUCCUAAAAUUGGAGCGACAUGCGUGCUAAUUUGUGGACGUGCAUAACCCACAUUCACGUACACACACACACACACAAACAUCUUGUGUUUUAUAGAUAUUGAUUACAUAUGUUGAAAGCAAAGAAAUAUGGCACCAAAAAAGAGACAAGCUGAGCAUAAAGAUUCUGAAAUAACCUCUAGUAAAUAUUUUGCCAAACAAAACAAGGAGGAAAGUUCUUCAAGCAUUAAAAAACUGUUUGAUCCAUGCCUUAGGCUUAUAGGCACUUUCUACCAAAAAGAAUGUGUAGAUCUUAGCAGAGCUCUUCUUGGCAGGUAUAUUGUACGAGCAUUUGAUGAUGGCUCUCAGGUUUGUGGUAAAAUAGUGGAAACUGAAGCAUACUGUGGCAUUGAAGAUGCAUGUUCCCAUUCUUACAACAAUAGAAGAACAGAACGGACUGAAGCUAUGUUCAUGCCUCCAGGAACUCUUUAUGUGUAUACCAUAUAUGGUAUGUACAAUUGUAUGAAUAUCUCAAGUUCUGGAGAUGGCUGUGCUGUUUUAAUACGAGCACUUCAACCCAUAUCAGGGCUUGAAAAAAUGCAAUGUUUGCGUUCAAAAAAGAAUCCUUUGAAACCAAUAAAAGAGAAGAACUUAUGUAAUGGGCCUUCUAAACUUUGUCAGGCUCUUGAUGUCACUAAGGAAACAUUCAACAAAGAAGAUUUGAUAACCAGUAACCGUUUAUGGUUAUCAAGUGGAGAUACUGUGGAAGAUUCUGAGAUUGACAUUUCCAAAAGAAUUAAUAUAACUGGGGAUGAAAUAUGGGUUAAUAAACCACUUCGAUUUUUCAUAAAAUAUAAUCCAUAUGUAUCAGUGAAAAACGCCAACUGAAAUGUGAAAGAAAUGAAAUGAAAAAUGAGAAUGUUGUUUUAAUGUCUUAAUAGAUAAUCUCUGAACAUUUUUGACUUUUUUGUAAUGUAUUAUCCCUUUAGCACUUAAACUAGCCAUAUCAGGCCUAAAUAUUCUUCCUGUUUUUUGUUCAAACUGACUAGAUAUGGCCUCUCAUACAUAUCCUACACUGUUAUUCUAAAAUAAACAAUCACAUCAUGGAAAUGUCA